Penicillium cataractarum is the source of this 357-nucleotide messenger RNA. RefSeq lists its product as uncharacterized. The record is from RefSeq and is a predicted model, not a curated record. Gene Ontology annotation, molecular function: oxidoreductase activity. Bases 1 to 357 code for a protein of 118 amino acids. NCBI's taxonomy places the organism in Eukaryota, Fungi, Ascomycota, Eurotiomycetes, Eurotiales, Aspergillaceae. The transcript has a single exon.
AUGGCAAAUGCGGUCACUUCGACUGGUGACCCUCUUUUCUUCCUCCAUCACGCUUGGCUGGAUCGAGCCUGGUGGAAAUGGCAGCUGCAAGACAAAAAGAAUCGCUUGUAUCAAAUGGGAGGAUCUAACAUGGAAAGAGACGUGCUAGUUUCAGCACUUGGCCUGUCGCAGCCCAACAUCUACACAACCAAUUAUAAUGGUGACGAUGGAGGCAACCAAACAACAUUGAACGAUGUGCUUUAUACGCACGAUCUCCGAGCCAACGUGACUGUCGGAGAUGUAAUGGAUCUUAACGGACCGACAAUUUGUGCGGAAUAUGUCGAUGACGGUGUUUUCAACUACACCCGUGGUUGGUGA